UCCACGUGACAGCGUGAGGCUCCAAGUGACCGCGUGACACUCAAGUCUAUCCACGUGACUUACAGUGUGCUUUAGCACAACGGCAGAAAAAUUUAGACAAGCUUCAUCCCAGAUCAAAUCUUCCUGGUAUGUUUUGUGUUCAGACCUGGUGACGUCACACUGCACUAACCUCAGCUCUAGGAGCAUCAAGUGAACUCACGUGCUGCAUGACCUUCCCCAGUUACGUGAGCUGAAACUGCCUGACGUAAGGCAUGACGCGACAUUACGUGACGUCAUCGACGAUGUCCGAGGAAUCGACCCGACUUCUGGCACCGUCGUCAUACUGUGGACACGCCCACUGGCUGAUGUACUCAGUGACCUUUCUAGCCACCCUUGGAGGGUUCGUCUUGGGCUACGACAUGGGCGUUAUGUCCGGUGCCAUGCUGUACAUCUCUACAUACUUUCAGCUGAGCACCUUCUGGCAAGAAGCGAUCAUCAGCAGCGUCCUAGCAACCGGCGCCAUUGCUGCCCUAAUUUCCGGUUGGCUGUCGGACAAAAUAGGCCGGAAGUUGACCAUCAUGGUGUCCAGUGUUUUUACUGUUAUCGGUGGAGUUGUCAUGGCAACAGCUAAUUCCAAAGAAAUUCUAUUAGCAGGCCGUGCGGUGUCGGGUGUUGGAAUGGGGCUGGCUGGCGUGGCCGUGUCUGUGUAUGUGUCUGAAGUCUCCGAGGCCGGCUCCAGAGGCCGCCAUAUUUUCUUCCAACAAGUCAUGUCCAACGCUGGUAUCCUAGCCAGUGGCCUGCUGUCUGGGGCGUUCUCGUUCCUGCACCCUGACGGAUGGAGGUACAUGCUGGGUAUGAUCGUUGUCCCGGGGGUGGUGCAACUGUGUGGGUUCUGCUUGAUGCCAGAGUCGCCACGCUGGCUGGUCAGUCGUGGACGGACGGACGAUGCCAGACAGGUGCUGACACGUCUCAGAGCUGGAGCAGACGUCAACAAGGAACUCAAGGACAUCCUCAAGGUCGUUGAGGAGGAGAAGACAACUCUUGCUGGUGGCUGCCAGCACUAUGUCCACCUCCUUCGAUCGCCCUCAGUCAGGCGAGCUCUGGCCGUUGGCUGUGGCCUGGUUUUAUUCCAGCAGUGGACAGGCAUCAACUCCGUCUUUUACUACAGCGGCACUGUGAUCAAGAUGGCCGGCUUCCCCACCACACACGCCGUGUGGCUGGUCACGAUCCCAAACUCUGUUUUCUUCAUCGCCUCUUUCAUCGGACUCUACGGCGUCGAGAAGGUGGGCCGGAGACCAAUCCUUAUCGUCAGCAUUUCUGGCACUCUGGUGGGCCUGAGCUUGAUGGCCGUGGGGUUCCAGCUGACCGCCGUCCACUCGCCUCAACUCAACUGGACAGGAUGGGACAGCAACAGCUCUGUAGACUGUAUGGUCAAACACAGGAGCUGCCAGACCUGUACUGAGGACAACUCGUGCGGGUUCUGCUACACCGAUGAGAGUUACGGCACUUGCCUGCCCUCCUUCAAUGCCCAGCGCUCUUUUAAUGGUCCGUGUAACACGUCCACGGGCACUGAAGGUUUCUACAAGUGGGCAUAUCAGUUCUGCCCUAGCAGCUACUCUUGGCUUCCAUUAUUGGGCAUGACGGCUUUUGUUUUGGCAUAUGCCCCAGGCCUGGGACCUGUGACCUGGACGUUGAAUGCUGAGAUCUACCCCCUGUGGGCCAGAAGCUCGUGUAACGCCAUCAGUUCGUGUGUGGGCUGGCUGUGUAACAUCAUCUUCACCCUCAACUUUCUCACGCUGGCAGAGAACAUCACCAUGUACGGCACGUGCUGGCUGUUCGUGGCACUGACGGUCGUGGGCGUCACCUUCGUCGUCCUGCAGGUGCCAGAAACCAGGAACAAAAGUCUGGAGGAGCUGGAGGAACUUUUCACAGACAGACUCCACAAAGACAGCCCAGCACAGAUGACGUCACAGACAGACACAACAAAGACAGCCCAGCACAGAUGACGUCACAGACAGACUCCACAAAGACAGCCCAGCACAGAUGACGUCACAGACUCCACAAAGACAGCCCAGCACAGAUGACGUCACAGACAGACUCCACAAAGACAGCCCAGCACAGAUGACGUCACAGACAGACUCCACAAAGACAGCCCAGCACAGAUGACGUCACAGACUCCACAAAGACAGCCCAGCACAGAUGACGUCACAGACUCCACAAAGACAGCCCAGCACAGAUGACGUCACAGACAGACACAACAAAGACAGCCCAGCACAGAUGACGUCACAGACAGACUCCACAAAGACAGCCCAGCACAGAUGACGUCACAGACACAACAAUGACAGCCCAAAAGAGUCUCAAUAUUGGUCUCUGCGACGUUACAUACCACCUUUGUACCACCGUUUUACCACCUUUGUACCGACGUUGUACCACCGUUGCACCGACGUUGUACACCUUUGUACCGUCGUUGUACACAUUUGUACCACCGUUGCACCGACGUUGUACACCUUUGUACCGUCGUUGUACACAUUUGUACCGCCGUUGUACCGACGUUGUACUUAUUUGUACCGAUGUUGUUUAUAUUUGUACCGACGUUGUACCACAGUUGUACCGACGUUGUACACCUUUGUAUCGACAUUGUACCACCUUUGUACCGACGUUGUAUACCUUUGUACCGACGGUGUACACCUUUGUACCGACGUUGUACCACCUUUGUACAAUCUUUGUACCAUGGUUAUACCAGCUUUGUGCCGACGUUGUACCACCCAUGUCUCACCUUUAUACCACCGUUGUACAACCUUUGUACCCGUUGAACCACCUUUGUAAAACCUUUGUACCGUCAUUUUACCUCCUUUGUACCGACGCUGUACCACCUUUGUACUGACGUUACACUUUAUUUACGUUUAGUUUUGCCGCAAAUGGUACCCUAGAUAUGCUCCUACUUGUCAAAUGUAAAAAGCAAUGUUUCUCAAAUCUAUUUAUGUCGUGAGGUCGUUUAAUGAAUUGAUAGAUUAUAAAUAUGAAGCAUUUGAUGA
This is a messenger RNA of Physella acuta, 3014 nucleotides long. Its product is annotated as proton myo-inositol cotransporter. The record is from RefSeq and is a predicted model, not a curated record. Gene Ontology annotation, cellular component: apical plasma membrane. Gene Ontology annotation, biological process: myo-inositol transport; transmembrane transport. Gene Ontology annotation, molecular function: myo-inositol:proton symporter activity. Lineage: Eukaryota; Metazoa; Mollusca; Gastropoda; Physidae.